AUGAGUGGUAUAGCUUUAAAAAUCACAGCUCUUUUAGUGAGAACCAUUCUGAAACCCAUAUCAAAAGCAAUAUCAACACAAGCUAAAAACAAUGAAACAUUUCGACAAUAUUGCAUUUCAUUUGCCAACAAGCUUCACAAGACUGAUGUCAAACUACGCAUGAACUUGCUAGGGGAGAAAAAGAUUAGAGUUCGACCACUCAACGACAACAAGGCCAUUGAACAGGGAGCAGCUUUCAUAUCGGAAACAUUUAUAUUCAGUGUUGCUGGUGGUCUAAUAUUUUAUGAAGCUUAUCGAAGUCGAAAAAAGGCUAGUGACCAACGUGAUGCGCUAGCGGAUGAUAUCACCAUAUUGCAGAAUGAAAUUGAAUACAUCAAAGAUAAGUUGAAGGAUAUGAAUGUGAAGUUAGAUGAUUACAAAGUACCCGAGGGGUAUAAACCAAAGUAUGUCAAGAUUGGCAACAACAAUAACAGCAGUAGCAGUAGCGAGAACAACAACACAACAACCAAAACCAAAACCACAACCACAACCACAACCAACAACAACACUACGACUACCCUAAAAAACCAAAAUCUAGAGAGACAAACUCAAUGA
Lodderomyces theae is the source of this 594-nucleotide messenger RNA. RefSeq lists its product as uncharacterized. Bases 1 to 594 code for a protein of 197 amino acids. Gene Ontology annotation, biological process: regulation of lipid metabolic process. Gene Ontology annotation, cellular component: mitochondrion. Lineage: Eukaryota; Fungi; Ascomycota; Pichiomycetes; Serinales; Debaryomycetaceae. The transcript has a single exon. The record is from RefSeq and is a predicted model, not a curated record.